AUGUCUCUCUACAAGCAAUUGGAUAAAUGCCUCAUAUCUUGUCUCGAAGACUUAGAGUUCCUCCCACUAAACGAAAUCAGUGCUAGAGUGACUGAGGCCAACAUCAAGUCGGAAAUACCGGUCAGGAAGCGAUGCUUCUCAAAUCGCAGUCUGCCACGAACGAUACUAAGCCAGGCCAGAUGCGUGUUUUCCAUCUUAGUUCUCAUUCAAGAAACGCAUGCCAUUAUUGAUCUUGUGUGUCGGGAUAACAUCAAGGAUGAAGAUCUUCCCCUCGCUCGACAAACACUGAUUGGAGAUAACGAAAACGUCCUUAUAUCUCCCAAGACUGGCAAGACUUUCUCCUCAUUUUCAUUCUGGCCGAGGGAGGCAAGAGUGCGAGACUUUCUGAAAUUUCAGUGGUUGGUGCAAGCGCCUGUGCUGGACCUUCUUUGUCAGCAUAUCUCACUGGAUUCAAAGUGCCCUCUUCCCCUAAUAGAUUGUGUCAUGAAAUGCAAAAGUGGCCCGAACAGCGUUCUACACAAAUGCAAGAUCCACGGGGCUCACCAGACACUCUUCAAGAAUGAUCCUGAGCCAUAUGUGGCUGUAAAGGAGGUUGCCAACGACGAGGCUUUCAAAAAGGAAAAGGAAAAUCUGGAGCUUAUACAAUCCCUCAAGCAUGAACACCUUAUCACAUUAAUCGCUACCUGUCAGAAGGGACCCGUUUGCUACUUCAUAUUUCCUUGGGCCGAUGGCGGAGAUCUAAGAGACUUUUGGAAAGGCAAUGAUUCACAAAAAAGGUCCCAGGAACUCAUCUUGUGGUCCCUUCGCCAGAUGCUCGGUAUCGCCAGUGCGAUCAAUGCCCUGCAUGGAAAAAAUACCCGACACGGAGAUAUCAAGCCGCAAAACAUCCUUCAUUUUCUCAAGGCGCAUGAUGAUGCUACCAUAGACAGUAGAGGAAGACUGAUACUUGCAGAUGUUGGAGUCUCCAAGAUCCACCGAGAGAUUACCAGCAUGAGGCAAGACCCCACCAACUGCCAACAGUCCACGGUCACAUACGAAGCACCUGAAGCACAGUCAGAUCAACGAGAGGGCAAGGCAAGAGCCCGCCGGUAUGAUAUGUGGUCUCUGGGCUGUAUGUUCCUCGAAUUCACUGUCUGGCUCGUCUUUGACUAUAGCACCGUCAGAAGUUUCAGAAAGUCAAGGCGUACCCGAGAUGAUCCCAAGGACGCCUUUGGAAGUUUCUUCGUCCAGAAUUCAGACAACCUGAUAAAGAUCCACCCGGCGGUUAUCGAAGCUAUCGGUCAUCUCCGAAGCCAACCACUUUGCAGUGACAAUACUGCAUUGGCUGAUCUCAUCCAGCUUAUUGAAGAUGACCUAUUGCAAGUCGACGUUCAAAGACGUGCGGAAGCUCCUGAACUCUUAAUAUGUCUAGAAAGGAUUACCUGUAAAGCCGAACAGAGCUAUAAUUACUAA
Messenger RNA from Fusarium proliferatum ET1, 1452 nucleotides. RefSeq lists its product as uncharacterized. The record is from RefSeq and is a predicted model, not a curated record. Gene Ontology annotation, biological process: peptidyl-threonine phosphorylation; peptidyl-serine phosphorylation. Gene Ontology annotation, molecular function: ATP binding; protein serine/threonine kinase activity. The coding region runs from base 1 to 1452 and encodes 483 amino acids. Lineage: Eukaryota; Fungi; Ascomycota; Sordariomycetes; Hypocreales; Nectriaceae. The transcript is spliced from 2 exons.